AUGGAGGCGACAGCAUGCGAGUAUGGAAGGAGAGGAGGGCCGCAGGAGGCGUUGGUGGAGAUGGGGCCGUACAAGACGGGCACGGUGCAGUGGCAGCGCACGCUCAAGUCGCAGAUGCAGGCGUGGCGCGACGACCCGCAGUGGCACGACGAGACACCCAGCAUUAAGGUGUCGGCACCCAAAGGCGCAUUCUGCCAGAUCGACUCUGAAGUGACGCUGGCGCUGCCGCCCGACGCGGUGUACAACAUCCUGUGCGACCCGUGCAACCGGCGCGUGUUCAAGAACAUCCGCGCCGUCACGUACCGCCGCGUGCUGGAGGACGACGGCGACCGCCAGUUCGUCGAGGUCGAACAGUCCGCCGUCGGAAAGUUCCUCAUCUUCUCCGGCUCCUGCGACGUGCGACUCUUCGUGCGACAGGAUCGCCUCAAACACACGAUGUCGUUCGCGAUCGCGCGGCCGGGCUUUAUGCGACGCUUCGAGGGCUCGUGGCAGGUGGACCCGCUGCCCGUGCCGUGCUCGCGACACGCGCAAGCCAUGGCCGCCCGGGAGCGCGAGGCUGCGCGUGGUAAGGGCAGAGACACGGAGGGGGACGGACGGUUCGGAUGGAUAGGCGGGGAGAUGGACAAAGAGGGUGACGUGUUCUUUGACGCGAGUGACGUGUUACCCGAAGAGACAGACACAGAGGAGUGCUGCGCGGAUUGCCAGAUGCGCAUGGCCUCGCGCGUGCGCUUGCAGCAGGUGAUUCUGCUCGCCAUGCCGCCACCCCCGCCGUUCGACAUGCUGGCGCGCAACAAGACGGCGCACGAGGCGAGAGACAUGCUGACGAGCUUCAUGGCGGAGGCGCGGCGGCUGAGAGAGGCGCCCUUCCCCAUCGCGGACGGCCACACCGCCUUCCCCGACCCCGCCGCGGUGCCUGACAUGCCCGCGCCCGCUGAGAAACUGCAGAUAGAGGCGUCCUUUCCUCCCCCUCCGCCUCUUGUGAGACUGGAUUCGCACGAGGAGGGGGAGAGCUCUGGUGAGGACGAGGAGGUAGAGGAGAAGGUGCGAGUGGGGGAGCAGGACAAGCAGCAGGAGGUAGAGGAGAGAGCAGUGGAGGUGGGGGGAGGGCGGGGCGUGGAGCCCCAUGAGCUGCACUUGAAGAGGGACAAUGGGUUCCGUGCAGUCAGAAGUGCUGCCUUCUUGCACAAGGAGGUGCUCAAGACCCCACUGCCUCGCAAAGAGUGCAACUGGGUGCCUAAGUUCGAGGACGCGACGAGCGAUGAGCCGGCGGCGCUGGUGAUGGACGAAGAGAGCCUGGCGCGGCAGAGAGAGUGGGAGCAGGCGCACCACGCCGCGGAGGCGCAGCGGCAGGCGGAGGAGGCGCAGCGGAAGGAGGAGGCGGUGGUGCAGAUGGACGGGUACCGCGAGGGGCGCAUCUUGUGGCGCGCGGAGCUGGAGCGGCAGAUGCGCGCGUGGCGGGACGACCCCGAGUGGCACGACGAGGCGGCGCAGCUGGCGGUAUCGACGCCCAAAGGCACCUUCUGCCAGCUGGACUGCCAGGUCACCCUGGCGCUGCCGCCCGACGCGGUGUACAACACGCUGUGCGACCCGUACAACCGGCGCGUGUUUAAGAACAUCAAGGCGGUGAAGCAUCGCAAGGUGCUGGAGGACGACGGCGACCGGCAGCUGGUGGAGGUGGAGCAGUCCGCCGCGUGGCGCUUCCUCGUCUUCUCCGGCGCCUUCGACACGCGCCUGCUCGUCACGCAGGACCGCGCGGAAAGAACUAUGUCGUUCAAGAUCGCACAGCCGGGGUUCAUGCGGCGCUUCGAGGGAUUCUGGCGCGUGGAGCCGCUGCCCGUGCCGGGGUCCGCGGACAUGCGCACGGAGGGGGAGAGCAAGGGCGGAUCGGAGACAGCCGAGAAGGGCGGAAGCGGGGUAGAGGGGGGAGGGAAGGCAGAAGCAGCGGAGGGGGAAGCGGGGCGGGGGGCGGAGGGCAGCGAUUUUGAGGAUGCGCGGGAGGCGUUUGACAGCCGGCCCCCCGCUGAAGCAGACGCUAGUGAGGGGGACGCAAGUCGGGAGGGCGCAAGUGAGGCGAAACCCGGGCAUGGCGCGCGCAUGGCGUCGCGCGUGCAUCUGCAGCAGGUGGUGCAGCUGGCGCUGUCGCCCCCGCCCCCCCUGGACUACUACGUGCGCGGCAUCACAGCGCAGGUGGUGCGCGACAUGCUCGGUGACUUCCAGGUGGAGACCAGGCGCGUGCGCUACGGGGGCGGGGACGACGAUGGGGAGGCGGAUGGGAAGGCGGCGCAGGAGGGCGUGGGUGGGCGCAUUGCGCGCAUGAGCGCUGCUUUCCUGCACCGUGAGGCGCUGGGGGGGAAGAGCGGCAAGGGGAAAGGGAUGGGGUGGGGGAAGAAGAACGGUGCCAAGUAG
Molecule: messenger RNA, 2406 nt
Organism: Closterium sp. Naga37s-1
Lineage: Eukaryota; Viridiplantae; Streptophyta; Zygnematophyceae; Desmidiales; Closteriaceae
Source: the annotation of a GenBank genome assembly